GCAUCAAGUCGCCAGGGGGGCGCAUAAAGUCGCACGUAGACGUUCGGCAAGGGUUGCCUUAAUUGACCAGGGGGGUCAGAACUGAGUGCGCAUACUGACCAAGGGGGGUCAGAGCGGUACUGACCAAGGGGGGUCAGAGAGGAAAUUACUGACCAAAGCGGUCAGAGUGGUAAUUACUGACCAAAGGGGUCAGAAGGGUAAUUACCGACCAAGGGAGUCAAAGCCGGCAAAUAGGUAAAUUCGGUUAAAAUGGGAUCAAGCCAAUCCGUGAUUCCUCCUUGUAGCCCUUUGGGGUGUAUUUUGAAAAACUGGAAUAAGUUUGGGGGAAAUCUAAUGACUAAAGAUAAAAUGAAAAGAUAUUGUAAUCAAUGGUGGCCAAAUUAUAAAUUGGGUUAUGAUGAAGUCUGGCCAGAAAAUGGAUCGGUAAACUAUAAUGCUAUAUUACAAUUGAUGUCGUUUUGCCGUUGGAUGGGGAAAUGCGACGACGUACCUUAUGUUGAUGUCUUUAUGACUUUGUAUAGAAAAUCUGAUAUGCGGGAAAAAUGUAAGCUAAAGACUGACCUAGUGAUGUAUACAGCUUCUGAGGAAAAGGAGAGUGCUUGUUGCAUAGGCUGUGAUGAUAGAAAGACUGCAGGGGGAGAAGAGCAGAAAGAUGUGCAACUGUUAGUCCCGACAGCCCCACCACUAUACAAAAGCAGUGCUGGACAAUUGCCAAUCGAUCCUAAUUUACAAUCGGGCAAUGAUAACUUUAGCCCCAUUUCCAGCCGGACUAGGGGGCACGCUGAACCAGUUGUACAGGCUCCCCUGAGACAAGCAGUGGGACCGGAAAGACUGCUGGUUUUUAUACAUGUUCCGUUCACUACCUCUGAGCUGUUAAAUUGGAAACAAUCUGUUGGAUCCUAUAGGGGAAACCCUGAAGGAGUACAUCAACUAUUAGAAACUAUAAUGUUAACACAUAAUCCCAACUGGGGAGAUAUACAGGCUCUGCUAAAUACAUUCUUUACGGCAGAGGAAAAGAGAAUGGUGAUUGAGAGGGCCAGGGAAGAAGGGGGAAGGAGAAACAGGCAAGAAGAUUCUGAGGAGUUUCUGCCUACUAAAAGGGACCCAGAAUGGGAUCCUAACAGGGGGGGAAACGAGGCUCAACUGAAGCAUCGACUCGGGAUAUAA
Molecule: messenger RNA, 1167 nt
Organism: Gymnogyps californianus (California condor)
Lineage: Eukaryota; Metazoa; Chordata; Aves; Accipitriformes; Cathartidae
Exons: 3
Coding region: 250-1167 (305 amino acids)
Biological process (GO): virion assembly
Source: RefSeq, a predicted model, not a curated record